AUGGCCUUUCUUGCACCCCUCACACAGCCUCUCCUCGUGCGGCUUCCCGUUCCCCUCGCCGCGGGGAGGCGGCUCGGCCCCAACGCCAGACCACACUUUGAGCCUGUACACAAUCCGCUCCGCGUAGGAGCCGUCCAGAGUCGGCCGGCUCAGCGAAUUGCACGCCUUGCAGCGCUGAUGGAAGACCCUCGCGUUGUACCUCGACCCGGCGUACUGCCGAAUCCAGAUGGCGAUGCGCUUGCUGGACCACCCCCUCUUGCGGCACGUGGCGUUGGGGCACUCGAAGCGGCCCAUGAUGGAGGUGUUGUAGUCUUUGACGUGGCCGGCCUCCUUGUCGGAAGGGUGAAAGGCGAAACGGAGCCCGUCCCGCGCCAGGAGAUGCGCUACUUGGUGGUGGAGGUCCGGGAACAUGGACCAGGCCUUGGUCCGUGGCGCCAUUGUAGAUGCCGUAGAUGCCGUAGAUGCCGUAGAUGCUUCAGGAUGCCGAAAGGGUGCGCAGUCGCCAAGAGGUGA
Molecule: messenger RNA, 513 nt
Organism: Metarhizium album ARSEF 1941
Lineage: Eukaryota; Fungi; Ascomycota; Sordariomycetes; Hypocreales; Clavicipitaceae
Exons: 1
Coding region: 1-513 (170 amino acids)
Source: RefSeq, a predicted model, not a curated record